GUCACUCUUUCCAGCUCCAUUCGCUCUUUCAUCUCCUUUCGAUUAUCUUACAUUGGCUGCCAGCAUCACCAGCUACCGGCACAUCAAUCUCGACUUUCCAAAGCGGUGUCUGCCACUUACUUCGUGCCCGCAUCAACCUUGACCCCCAGCGCUCUGAUACGCAUACAAUUACAAUUAUACAUAUCCAAGCCCGAUAAGAUGUAUCUCACCAAAGCUCUUCUCGUCACCUGCGCGGCCUUCGCCCCGUUCGCCUCUGCUGCGGUGCAGGCCACGCCCACGACGACUGCGUCUGUCUCCAGCGUACAUACUUCGUCCCCGCCGUUGGCACCAAGCCAGACUCCUGUCUCUUUCAACCCCCUUCCCACUGCCAGCAGCAGCGUCGUCGUCAUCGGCAGCCAUAGUGCAAACUCUCAUCCCAGUUCCUUCGCAUCGCCGAGCCAUAUCGCAAGCUCUAGCCCUCGCGCAUCUAGCUCUGCUAUCGCCAGCUCUUCGUUCGCUAGCUCCUCCGUGGUCAAGUCAUCUUCUUCCUUUACCAGAUCGUACAUCACCAAGGCCUCGGCUCGGCCAACAACCAAAACAUCGACGGACGCCGAGUCAACCUCGACCUCAAAAUCGGAGUCAGAGUCGGCUACCACGACGGCGGCUACAUCCUCUGCUACCCACUCGGGCGCCGCCGCUCCGGCCAUCAGGCUCUCCGGCAGUAUGGCUGCCGGAGUCCUGGCCGUUGCAGGCUUCAUCCUGCUCUAAGUUACUCGCCAAUUGGACCGUUGCCCCAUGGUCAUGCCCUGCAAAUGCCACGAGGGCAUGCGCAGCUAUCAGGGUCAAUUGGGUG
This is a messenger RNA of Aspergillus ibericus CBS 121593, 832 nucleotides long. Its product is annotated as putative extracellular serine-rich protein. Bases 199 to 747 code for a protein of 182 amino acids. The transcript has a single exon. NCBI's taxonomy places the organism in Eukaryota, Fungi, Ascomycota, Eurotiomycetes, Eurotiales, Aspergillaceae. The record is from RefSeq and is a predicted model, not a curated record.